GAACAUUGGCCUGGAAAAGGGUAUUGAUUGGUUUGGUGGCAACAUCCUUCAUUUACCUUUUGUUCUGAAGAUGCCAGAGACAGAAGCUACAGAGAAAAUAAAUUCUAUCUGUAAAGGGAUCUUAAAAUUGAUUUUACUACUGCUAUUACUCUACCUAUUUGUAUGUUCCUUGGACAUUCUCAGCAGCGCUUUCCAGUUGGUUGGAGGGAAAGCUGCUGGGAUGCUUUUCUAUGGUGGUUCAAUAAUUUACAACCCCAUUGCUGGCCUGAUGAUCGGUGUCCUGGUAACGGUCAUGGUGCAAAGUUCCAGUACUUCUACAUCCAUCAUUGUCAGCAUGGUGUCCUCUUCACUGUUGUCAGUAAGAGCAGCAAUUCCAAUUAUCAUGGGAGCCAAUAUUGGGACUUCAGUCACCAAUACAAUGGUGGCCCUCAUGCAGGCUGGAGACAGAGAUAAUUUUCGAAGGGCUUUUGCAGGAGCUACUGUCCAUGACUUCUUUAACUGGCUGUCGGUGCUGGUGCUCCUGCCCAUGGAGGUGGUCACAGGCUACCUCCUCAGUAUCACUCGUGUCAUUAUUGACUAUUUUCACAUCAACAGUGGAGAAGAUGCUCCGGAACUGCUGAAAGUCCUCACCAAACCCUUAACAAAACUCAUCAUCCAGCUGGAUAAAAAAGUCAUAUUUGAAAUUGCCGCAGGAAAUGAGGCAGCAAAAAUCAAAAGCCUGGUAAAGAUUUGGUGUAAAACUUCAAAAAAUGUGUCUUUAAGCAACAUUACUGUAGCCUUCCGAGAAAAUUGUUCCUCUCCCACUUUAUGCUGGACCGAAGGGAACUUGACCUGGACACUCCACAACAUAACAUAUAAAGAGAACAUUGAAAAAUGUAAACACUUAUUUGUGAAUGUCCACCUGUCAGAUUCAGGCAUUGGACUCAUCCUUCUUUCCCUCUCCUUGCUGGUCCUGUGCACCUGUUUGAUAUUGAUUGUCAAGAUCCUGAACUCUAUGCUCAAGGGACGAGUUGCUGCAGUGAUUAAGAGGACUAUCAAUACAGAUUUCCCCUUCCCCUUUACCUGGCUGGCAGGCUACCUGGCCAUCCUUGUUGGAGCUGGGCUGACCCUUAUUGUGCAGAGCAGCUCUGUAUUCACCUCAACAAUCACUCCUCUGGUUGGCAUCGGCGUGAUCAGCCUGGAGAGAGCGUAUCCCCUGACCCUGGGCGCCAACCUCGGCACCACCACUACGGCCAUCCUGGCUGCACUGGCCAGCCCUGGAAGCACUUUGGAAGAUUCCCUCCAGAUUGCCCUGUGCCAUUUCUUCUUCAACUUGUCUGGAGUUCUUCUGUGGUACCCAGUCCCGUUCAUGCGCCUGCCGAUCCGUUUUGCCAGGGGCCUGGGGAAUAUCACGGCCACCUACCGUUGGUUCGCCAUGUUCUACAUGAUUGUCUGCUUUAUUGCCCUCCCCCUGGUUGUGUUUGGCCUCUCGCUGGCAGGUUGGACUGUGCUGGUGGGUGUCACGGCCCCCAUCAUCCUGGUGCUGCUAAUCAUAACGUGCCUGUGGACCUUUGAGGCCCACUACGUGUUACCCCUGUGGAUGCGCUCCCUACAGCCCUGGGACGAGAUCAUCAUGUUCCUCAGAGAAAAAUGCUGCCGGCACCGCUGCUGCUACUUUUUCGGUGUUUGCUGCAAAGUGGUGUUCCUGCCCUGGAAAUGGGGACUAAAGAGAAAGCGGGGAAAGGUCAAGGAAGUGCCCUCCAAGGCCUCUAGGAGUUUUAAUGACACUGGAUCCAUAACGAAAGAGGAGAAAAGUCCAGACUUGAAGGUCUCCAGCAGCAAAGUGUCCUUAUAGAGGUCAGUGGAUGAGAGGGGAAGUGAAAAGAUGGAUUAUUUCUUGUUCUAUUAUGUCCUCUCUCCCCCGAGUGCGGGAAGGGUAGAGGCAGAUGAUUAAUUAUUCAAUGGAAAAAUGGAACCAUGGACAUUUGCUACUCCUAUCCUCCACCCCAGAAUCCAACGCAUUGGCAUAUAGGGCUGGCUCAGCAUUGGCAGAAACUGUGAUCAAACCCUCGUCCUUUGCAGGGCCCCAGUUAUCCCUCACAUGACUUCUGGCUACCUAAGAGCCCUGGGACAAGAACCACAGGGACUGUACAAGAUGAAUCCUGACUGGGCCAGUUACUUACUCUCUCCAGAAACACUGGGGCUACAGGACUUGAAACAUUUUUAGAAUGAAAUAAUUAUUUUUCUUAAAUAAAUAUAGUUAGACUUAUUUUUAAAAAUAAGUGAGUUUGGUUUCUGAGAAGACCUGACUAUAAGUAGGUAAUUGGUCCUUUUGUGGCCCCACAAGGCUGGCAGGCAGGGCAGAGCUGGCUGGAGAAGAUGCCAGCUAAUGACUUGGCCCCCCAGCCCAGACUUACAAAGCCUCAUCUCCAUCCCUGGGGACUUGCAGCAAGGGGAAGGUUGAGGAUUGAGUUUGAGCUCCAGCAAGCUAUGUGAACCCCUUUCCCUGCUCAGGAGGGAGUGCUGCUGGUCAGCAGCAUGUGCUGGGAUGGCUUCUAGAAAGGCUAGGGAAGAAGGGCUGGGCCACCCUUCGGGCUGAUGGCCAUCCUCCAGGCUGAUGGCCGCCCUCCAGGCUCCUGGCCAUGCGGCCCAGUACCAAAGACCAGUUCCAGAGAGGUGGCUCAAUAUGUGUCCCCAUGCCCCCCGUUUCCCGAUCUUCCCCUCUUAUAGUCUCCACAGCUUCUCCUGGGCAGUCUACACAAGCUGGUCAGAGCCAGGCAAUUUCCAGAACAUGGAAAAGCUGCUUCUGAGAGAAGGUGAUUUAGGGAAGAAGCACAGAGUUGCACGUGUGCUUCUGGAUCUCUUGCCCUUGGAGGGAAAUUAAGGGCGUAGUGUCCCCAGGACAGUUAGCACAGCAGCUUAGGCUGUGCCAUGGGCCGUCCCCAACUGGGAGAGCCCAGAAAUCCAGAUUCAUGGAGGGCAAUGCUGAGAGCUGAUGCCAAUUCCCAGAUGGCCGGAGCGCCUCUGGUGCUAUGGGGAGAUUGGGCAGGAGAUGGCGAAGUCUUUAGGAGCAGGGGAGAGCAGCUCCACCCUCCAUCCUGGGGGCCUGCCGGCCUCUCAUCCUGGCCCUAGGAGAGAACCUCGAGAUUCUGAGCUAAACUUUACUUCCUGUCAGCGCAUUUAGGGGCUUGUGAGUCAGGGCAUGAAGCUCGGUUCGCCCUCACUCCCAGGGGGGAGCAGAAUACACUGAGCUGGCCGCAGGAUCAGACCGAAGGUCCUUCCCAUUUUGGACCUUCCAAGAGACCCAGAGUGCCUUGGGGUCUGUGUCUUGCCUGUUAGGGUGUAGAUCGUCCUUGAAGGAUUUGGAAGUGACUGAGCUUGCUGGGAGCCUUUCUUUCUGGGUCUUUGCCUCUCUGUGCCCUUUUCACAGGAAGCCAAACCUGCCAGGCCUGCUGAGGGGGGCUUGAGUGGCAGAUGGCCAUGUCCUGGACAAAAUGUGGAUGUUGAAGGCAUGAGCUGGUAGCUAGAGUUUUCUGCAUCCUCAAAGGGUGGCAGUCUGCCUGGACACAAAGCACCUGGUCCUCCUGUAGCUUUAGGAUGACCUGCUAAAGACCAAUCUGGAACCUGGAAUUUCCCCCCACCUGCCAGGGAUGAGCUCUGUCCAGACCCUUAAAUUCCUGCCUCUUAAAAGAGGCUCAUUGGUGAGCCUGUGAUUGGACAGAGUCCACAUUCCCAGAGGUCAUUGAGUUUGGGCUACCCAGCCAGCCUUGGUCCCCAAUCUCCUCCUGAUGUACGUGCUCAUGCACAUGAGUGGGGUGAGGGAGCCUGUGUAUUCUGGCAGUCCCGGGGUCCUCUCUUUGCCUUUUGUGGGUCCUUCUAAGGGACAACAAUCCGCACUUCCCUCUCCGCCAGCCAUGUUUGUUCCCUCCAACACUCCUCCAAUACUCAUGCCACUUAAAUAGGCUCUUCCAACAAUUUCCCAGCUCCAAAAACUUUAGAGGAAAGGAGGCUGAGGAAGAAGAAUAACCAACCUGUAUUUCAUGUCACCUCAUUUGGGAUCAUGGAGCCUCACCCUGAUCUUCCACUAUUGUAUACUGAAGAUUUUAAUAUAGUCUCUCUAUAUAGUCACUGAAUUUGUAUACCUUUUUCCUAAGUUAUAUAAAAAUAACCUAUAUGAUUCUGGACAAAGUUUUUUAACUCUAAAAUAUCUUUAGAUUUGUAGUUACCAUCAAUAAGAACAUUUGUAUACUUUGUAAUAGCUUUUAACCUUCUCCGUAGCACACUGUAAAUACAGAAAUUAAGCACCCUUUAUACGUCAUAUAAUUUUUUUCUAAUUGCAUUAUUCAAGUGAUCUGUGUACAUGGUGUUUCCUCCCAGAAUUUUGGAAAUAAAGAAACAAUUAAAUAUA
Messenger RNA from Sarcophilus harrisii (Tasmanian devil), 4387 nucleotides. RefSeq names its product sodium-dependent phosphate transport protein 2B-like. Gene Ontology annotation, biological process: intracellular phosphate ion homeostasis; sodium-dependent phosphate transport. Bases 71 to 1834 code for a protein of 587 amino acids. Lineage: Eukaryota; Metazoa; Chordata; Mammalia; Dasyuromorphia; Dasyuridae. Gene Ontology annotation, molecular function: sodium:phosphate symporter activity. The record is from RefSeq and is a predicted model, not a curated record. The transcript is spliced from 11 exons. Gene Ontology annotation, cellular component: brush border; apical plasma membrane; vesicle.